Spirometra erinaceieuropaei is the source of this 4109-nucleotide messenger RNA. The record is from the annotation of a GenBank genome assembly. NCBI's taxonomy places the organism in Eukaryota, Metazoa, Platyhelminthes, Cestoda, Diphyllobothriidea, Diphyllobothriidae.
AUGAUCCCCCAACGAGAAGAAUUGCGUUUCAGCGCUACCCCUAUUUGUGCACCCCAAGGUAAGUCAAAAUGUUUAAUCUUCCUUUCAUAUUUUGAUAUUUCGUUAAAUGCUAACCUAAAAUCCCCCAUUUUAUGGACUAUCUUACGAAAUCCUAUCGGUAUUUUUUUUACUGCAUCCUAGACUUUACUUCAAAUUCUAACGGAGUUCGAGGAGGCAGGUGACGCAAUCUAACACGGAAAACAGACCAUUCGUUAUUUUUUUCGGUAGUGCCUGCAAUACCUGCUUGCCCGGCCCCCCGAUGUAGCCGACAGUACACCGAGAAAAAAUUGUCGUACAGCUGAUGAAAUUGUGUUUUUACGAAUGCUGUUCCUGAGCCCUUACAGAUUUAUAGCGAUGCCACCUCUGAAGGAGAAGACCUGGGCCGAUCUCGUAGUCUGUAGAAUAGGACUGCGCUGUUUGAAUGGAAAGGGGUUUUAUGCAAGAUGGACAGGUAAACAAGAAUGCAAGGCGUAAAACGACUUCAUUUCUGACAGAAAUUUUCAGAUUGAUCGUCUUCAAGUGAGUUUUUCUCUAAUCUUCGCUAAGUCGUCAGUAUCUGGUGUACUUUGAGCUGCUUCGUUUGUUCGACAACCCGAAAUAGGGAUGCUGCAUUUUUAACGCAAGCGGUAAUGCAGCUCCCUCCCCCCUCCACACCUUGUAUGUUAUCCCGCUGCACUGGAUGCUCAUCUGCUUACGCGCAGUCAUCUAGAAACGUAGUGUCCUCUCCUCCACAGGGUCCACUGGAAACAGAAGAGAGGCGUAAAAGCCUCAACCUUGGUGAGCAGUCUAAAGUACGUGUAGUGGCAACAGAUCGGUUUCAUGGCCACAUAUUUUACUCUGAUCAAUUCCAUCCUCUGCGAGCUGCACACUGUGGGCGGAAGGCACAGAAAGGUAUAUAUUUUCAUAGGUAUUUUGGCAGAUUUUAAAUAAUUCUUAUUGGUCCAACUGUGAAAAACUCGGCGCCUCGGCGGUAUUCGAACCCACGCAAAAAAGAAAGGCUUUAGUACAGCCAGUGUUUUAACCAUCUGAACUACGAGGCCCCUCCGGGCGACGCGAGUUUAAUCACAUUUGGGUCAAGUUACCCGCCCAACCUACUGCAACGUCUGGAAUCCACCAAAUCCCAUACAGUAAGUGAACUGGCCAAGCAGGAUUUCCUAAGUAAUUCGCCUAGAAUCCACCAGAUGACUGCCAGGCUCUCGUAAUUCAUAGGUAUUUUGGCAGAUUUUAAAUAAUUCUUAUUGGCCCAACUGUGAAAACCCGGCGCCUCGGUGGUAUUCGAACCCACGCAGUAAGAGGAAGGCUUUAGUACAGCCGACGCUCUAACCACUUGAGCUACGAGGUUCCGCCGGACGACGCGAUUUUAAUCACAUUUGGGUCAAAUUCGAAUACCACCAAGCAGCCGAAUUUUCCGCAGUUGGGUCAGUAAGAAUAUAUAUUUUCAGCAAAGCCUGAGGCUCAGCACACGUUAGUAGCGAUUCAGAUUUUUUCAGCAUAAAUACCGAAUAGGUCUUUGAUUAUUACAUCAUUCGGGGAGACAGGAUCGGUAAGGCAAUAAAAUAACCUAAAAAAGUCAAUCAUUGCCUGCUGCCGUAAAAUGCGUAAAAAAUUCUACACCACAGUGUUAUAACCUGCGGGAACCAUUGCGUGAGACAUCGCUGCGAUCCCUUUAGUCGUCACACUCACGCAUGAAAGAACACUGAAAGCUGUAGCGACUAAGCGGUGAUGGUGUACGCUCAGUACGCCACAACUUCAGGCCAUAUCCCAAGUUGUUAGAAGCAGGACGCCAUUUGGUUAGGACACUUUAUUCUGUACAGAAUAGUGAAGGAGAAAGUUGGCAACCGGACGAGGAUGCGUCCGGCGCCGCGGAGGUGGCGUCCGCGAGAGCGACGAGCCGUGUGUUGCCAAAUGUCGCCGCUGCAAAUGUGUCGCUGCAGAUUGUUUACUCUAUUGUUCUGGACUGUUCCCGCCUGUCUUAUCAAUCAGCGUUAGGAGCUGCGUUGAUCGGCUCCGAGCCCACGCGAAGGUAGUGACAAGCCUCGCGUGGUGCAGGCAGAGAAUCGACCGAACGCGUGGUGCAGACAGUGAAUUGCAACGAGACAAAUCGAAGCCGAGCAGACGUGCGUGCCAUAGCAGGCUGUCGCUAGGGCGUAGGUGCAGGCGCUAGCGAGAGGCGCGACGUAGCCAUUAUGGCUGUCCACUAUAAAGCAUGCUGUCAUAUCUCCGAAUAGGUAAUAUACAGAAUUAAGAUGUCGUCCGCGAGCUUCCUAAACUCAGUGAACAGUUUCCAUAUAAAGUGCCGAUUGUACCUGCCUGCAACGCUGUUACUGUAAGGUUUGCGGCUGUUUUAAAGUCUGUGCAAUAAAGGAGGUCUUUGCACUAACCGCAAUGUAUUAGACCUUUCGCUUUCUAAUAUCAUGUUUAUAAAUAGCUUUUAAACGCCAGUAUGGCGGCUGACCAACUGAAUACGAGUGUUUGCCCUUAAAUAAAGAUAAAACAUCAACAAACCCUUGUCUUCGUCCUCUAAAAAAUUUGUCACUAUUUUUUCCCUUGCGAGCCACUUGAUGGAGGAUGUUGGGAGGAAUUAUUGAUAGGACAGCGCACAAAAACCGGUGAACUGAUCGUCUUUAGGGUGAUCAGAUUCGAUCACGGUUGGGACUACGUGUCUUUAGUGCCGACCUCCAUUGCGGCCCUUAACCACAAUAUGUAAUGAGUGCAGGCCUGACAACUUGCUGCGUAGCCCACACCUGUUUGCGCGUUGUCACGUCCGACCUUACAAGGCUUACUCAGUCUCCGCUACCUGCGCAAAUAUGGUUUAUCCAACUGUUAAAUUUGUCCGCGCUCACGACUGCAGCCGAUACAAGUGACCUCCCACCCUAAUGCACCAGCAUGACUGACGAAGACUUUGCUUGGUCCUUCAGAAAGGGGACAUUUCCGUGUGUAUUCACGAUGAGGUUGGUGUGGUCUUGUGUCGGUGUGAGGAGCCGGUGCCUCUUCCUUCGCUGGCCCUGUAAUUUCUCAAAUUCUUGCCUGCCAGUCCCUUCCUCGACCGUCGGCGCACACUCCUGACACUUUCCUGUUGAUGCCGGAAGCGCUGCAUUCCCCACCGAUUGUCACGCCGAUGCGCUGGGAUUGUUGCCAACGGCCAUGUAUGGCGUCCUUGUUCAAGGCUCCGCUGCGGAAGGCCAUUCGCCGUCGCAGCGAGCGGUUUCGGACACGUUAGCCGCAGCCACUUGGCCGAUUUCAACUCGGACGCACAUGCGCCCACAGAGUCGCAGCUGCCCACGCGCCAUUUGAACACACCACGCCCCUGUGAAUGUAACCUACUCCAUGUCAACAGCACUCCUCGACAAAUGCAAUGUAGACCAACUGGACAUCAUUUGAGCCUGCCGCACAAACCUGCAAAAGCGGCUGCCACCACUCGCCUCAUUCUCCCUCUCAGACACGACCUUACCCCCAGCACAUGCUCUGGCCUCACCAUCGUCCACUGGCGCCUGAGAGGGCAACUCAGUGUUCGUACAUGACAAACCCCUCGUUUUGGUGAUUUCUGUCCUUUCCUACAACACGGGGAUUGACUUGAUGAUCGUAGCGCUCUGAGCGAGGUUCCGCAACGAUGACUGCUUCCGCCAACUUCCGAAAAUGACGACAAAAUCGGACAGGGACGACCAGAAGCAAUAUCGGGCUGAAAUAGCGACCUCUAUGGAACAGGCCUCGAACGUUAGUGACACUCAAAAACUCUACCAACUUACUGCCAAGUUAGUGAUAAGCCCCCUACACUGAGUGACUCUGUUCGCGAUGUUAACGGCGGCUUUAUUGCUGACAACUCGGCCAAAGUCGAACUCUGUCGCGAGCACUUCAAGCACCAUCUCAACUUUGAUACCCAACCUACCUCGCCCUUGCUCUCCUCUUCAGCGGAGUUUCUUCCCUCUCCCACCUAUGCAGUGCCAUGCAACCCCCUCCCCUCCUCCUCUAAUGGAGAAGGAAAGUUGCGCAACAAUAAGGCACCAGGAGAGGACGGUAUAACCUCUGAAAUCUUCAAGUCCUGUGUCGACACUGACGCCCUAGCUCCAUGA